AGUAGUAGUAGUAGUAGUAAUAACAGUAGUAGUAGUAGUAGUAGUAAUAACAGUAGUAGUAGUAGUAGUAGUAAUAACAGUAGUAGUAGUAGUAGUAGUAAUAACAGUAGUAGUAGUAGUAGUAGUAGUAAUAACAGUAGUAGUAGUAGUAGUAGUAGUAAUAACAGUAGUAGUAGUAGUAGAAGUAAUAACAGUAGUAGUAGUAGAAGUAAUAACAGUAGUAGUAGUAGAAGUAAUAACAGUAGUAGUAGUAGUAGUAGUAGUAGUAGUAGUAAUAACAGUAGUAGUAGUAGUAGUAGUAAUAACAGUAGUAGUAGUAGUAGUAGUAGUAAUAACAGUAGUAGUAGUAGUAGUAGUAGUAAUAACAGUAGUAGUAGUAGUAGCAGUAAUAACAGUAGUAGUAGUAGUAGCAAUAACAGUAGUAAUAACAGUAGUAGUAGUAGUAGUAAUAACAGUAGUAGUAGUAGUAGUAGUAAUAACAGUAGUAGUAGUAGUAAUAAUAACAGUAGUAGUAGUAGUAAUAACAGUAUAUAGUAUAACAGUAGUAGUAGUCGUAGUAGUAAUAACAGUAGUAGUAGUAGUAGUAGUAAUAACAGUAGUAGUAGUAGUAGUAGUAAUAACAGUAGUAGUAGUAGUAGUAGUAAUAACAGUAGUAGUAGUAGUAGUAGUAGUAGUAACAGUAGUAGUAGUAGUAGUAGUAGUAGUAGUAGUAGUAGUAGUAGUAGUAAUAACAGUAGUAGUAGUAGUAGUAAUAACAGUAGUAGUAGUAGUAGUAAUAACAGUAGUAGUAGUAGUAGUAAUAACAGUAGUAGUAGUAGUAGUAGUAAUAACAGUAGUAGUAGUAGUAGUAGUAGUAAUAACAGUAGUAGUAGUAAUAACAGUAGUAGUAGUAGUAGUAGUAAUAAUAACAGUAGUAGUAGUAGUAGUAGUAAUAAUAACAGUAGUAGUAGUAGUAAUAAUAACAGUAGUAGUAGUAAUAAUAACAGUAGUAGUAGUAGUAGUAGUAGUAAUAACAGUAGUAGUAGUAGUAGUAGUAAUAACAGUAGUAGUAGUAGUAGUAGUAAUAACAGUAGUAGUAGUAGUAGUAGUAGUAAUAACAGUAGUAGUAGUAGUAGUAGUAGUAACAGUAGUAGUAGUAGUAGUAGUAGUAGUAGUAGUAGUAGUAGUAGUAGUAAUAAUAAUAAUAGUAGUAGUAGUAAUAGUAUUAGUGAUAGUAGUAGUAAUAGCAGUAGUAGUAGUAGUAGUAGUAGUAGUAGUAGUAGUAGUAGUAGUAGUGAUAGUAAUAAUAGUAAUAAUAAGAGUAGUAGUAGUAGUAGAAAUAACAGUAGUAGUAGUAGUAGCAGUAAUAACAGUAGUAGUAGUAGUAGCAAUAACAGUAGUAAUAACAGUAGUAGUAGUAGUAGUAGUAAUAACAGUAGUAGUAGUAGUAGUAUUAACAGUAGUAGUAGUAGUAGUAGUAAUAACAGUAGUAGUAGUAGUAGUAGUAAUAACAGUAGUAGUAGUAGUAGUAGUAAUAACAGUAGUAGUAGUAGUAGUAGUAAUAACAGUAGUAGUAGUAGUAGUAGUAAUAACAGUAGUAGUAGUAGUAGUAGUAGUAGUAACAGUAGUAGUAGUAGUAGUAGUAGUAGUAGUAGUAGUAGUAGUAGUAAUAACAGUAGUAGUAGUAGUAGUAAUAACAGUAGUAGUAGUAGUAGUAAUAACAGUAGUAGUAGUAGUAGUAGUAAUAACAGUAGUAGUAGUAGUAGUAGUAGUAAUAACAGUAGUAGUAGUAAUAACAGUAGUAGUAGUAGUAGUAGUAAUAAUAACAGUAGUAGUAGUAGUAGUAGUAAUAAUAACAGUAGUAGUAGUAGUAAUAAUAACAGUAGUAGUAGUAAUAAUAACAGUAGUAGUAGUAGUAGUAGUAGUAAUAACAGUAGUAGUAGUAGUAGUAGUAAUAACAGUAGUAGUAGUAGUAGUAGUAAUAACAGUAGUAGUAGUAGUAGUAGUAGUAAUAACAGUAGUAGUAGUAGUAGUAGUAGUAGUAGUAGUAACAGUAGUAGUAGUAGUAGUAGUAGUAGUAGUAGUAGUAGUAGUAGUAGUAGUAGUAAUAAUAAUAGUAGUAGUAGUAAUAGUAUUAGUGAUAGUAGUAGUAAUAGCAGUAGUAGUAGUAGUAGUAGUAGUAGUAGUAGUAGUAGUAGUAGUAGUGAUAGCAGUGAUAGUAGUAUUAGUAGUAGUGAUAGUAGUAGCAGUAGUGGUAGUAGUGGUAGUGAUAGUAGUGAUAGUAGUAGCAAUGGCGAUAGUAGCAGUAGCAGUAGUGAUAGUAGUAGUGAUAGUAGUAGUGAUAGUAGUAGCAAUGGUGAUAGUAGCAGUAGCAGUAGUGAUAGUAGUAGCGAUAGUAGUAGUGAUAGUAGUAGUAGUAGCGGUAGUAAUAGUAGUAGUAGUGGUAGUAAUAGUAGUAGUAGUGGUAGUAAUAGUAGUAGUAGCGGUAGUAAUAGUAGUGAUAGUAGCAGUACUAGUAGUGAUAGUAGUAGUAGCGGUAGUAAUAGUAGUAGUCCCUCGUUGCCCCCCUACGGUCUCCCUCGUUGCCCCCCUACGGUCUCCCUCGUUGCCCCCCUACGGUCUCCCUCGUUGCCCUGCUACGGUCUCCCUCGUUCCCCUCAGCCACCGUUCCCCUCAGCCACCGUUCCCCUCAGCCACCGUUCCCCUCAGCCACCGUUCCCCUCAGCCACCGUUCCCCUCAGCCACCGUUCCCCUCAGCCACCGUUCCCCUCAGCCACCGUUCCCCUCAGCCACCGUUCCCCUCAGCCACCGUUCCCCUCAGCCACCGUCCCCACCCGUUCCCCUCAGCCACCGUUCCCCUCAGCCAUCGUUGUCAACCUUGUUCCCCUCCUCCGGUCACCCUCGUUCCCCUCCCACGGUCACCCUCGUACCCCUCCCACGGUCACCCUCGUCUCCCUCCCACGGUCACCCUCGUUCCCCUCCCACGGUCACCCUCGUUUCCCUCCUCCCCCUCCUACGGCCCCCCUCGUUCCCCUCCUACGGUCCCCCUCGUUCCCCUCCCACGGGCUCCCACGUUCCCCUCAGCCUACGGUCUCCAUCGUUCCCCUCAGCCAUCGUUCCCCUCAGCCAUCGUUCCCCUCCUACCGUCCCCCUCGUCCCCCUCCCACGGGCUCCCUCAGCCCUCGUUCCCCUCCCACGGGCUCCCACGUUCCCCUAAGCCUGCGGUCUCCAUCGUUCCCCUCAGCCAUCGUUCCCCUCCUCCGGUCACCCUCGUUCCCCUCCUCCCUCGUUCCCCUCCUACGGUUUCCCUCGUUCCCCUCCUACGGUUUCCCUCGUUCCCCUCCUACGGUCUCCCUCGUUCCCCUCCUACGGUCUCCCUCGUUCCCCUCCUACGGUCUCCCUCGUUCUUCUCCUCCCUCGUUCCUUUCCUACGGUCUCCCUCGUUCCCCUCCUCCCUCUUUCCCCUCAUUCCCCUCCUACGGUCUCCCUCGUUCCCCUCCUUCCUCUUUCCCCUCCUACGGUCUCCCUCGUUCCCCUCCUACGGUCUCCUCUUCCCCUUCCUCUCUGUAA
Molecule: messenger RNA, 3549 nt
Organism: Oncorhynchus kisutch (coho salmon)
Lineage: Eukaryota; Metazoa; Chordata; Actinopteri; Salmoniformes; Salmonidae
Product: dentin sialophosphoprotein-like
Exons: 5
Source: RefSeq, a predicted model, not a curated record